AUGGAUACCGGAGAGAUCACAGAAAAGGCUGUCAAUAAGGCCGAAAGCCCUGCCAGCGUCGAGCACGCGGAAAAGCCUCCUCAGCGACACAAUGUCUUUGAUAUCGAAGGCCGGUCGGGUGGUCUCAAUGCUGUGUUUGAGAACCCUCUGGCAGGUAUCCCGCGGGAGCAACUGCUCACCGACGUGGAGAGCUUCUGUCGUCAGUACGGUCUUGAAGACCACUUGGACGAUUUCCGAAAGGGUGCUCUGAUAUCGCAGAAUCCAAAGGCCGCUUUGGACCUCCCUGACCUGACUGAUGAGGACAAGGAGAUCAUCCGGCGGGAACAGACUCAUAAAUGGUCACAGCCCUGGCAGCUUUACUUUAUGGCCGCCAUGUGCUCUCUUGCCGCCGCCGUGCAGGGAAUGGACGAGACAGUCAACAACGGUGCCCAAGCCAUCUACCUCAAGCAACUCGGAAUCACCUCUCCCCGCUUCUCCGCGAAAAUGCAAGACUACCUGACCGGACUCAUCGUUGGCGCGCCCUACCUCGCAUGCGCAAUCGUCGGGUGCUGGCUCACCGAGCCCAUGAAUCGCUACCUCGCCCGGCGCGGCACCAUCUUCCUCUCCUGCUUCAUCGCCGCGGUAGCCUCCAUCUGGGAAGGUGUCGCCAACUCCUGGGUGAACCUAUUCAUCGCCCGCUUCGUGCUCGGCCUCGGCAUCGGAUCCAAAUCGUCCACCGUCCCCGUCUACGCGGCCGAAUGCUCCCCGGCCCCAAUCCGCGGCGCCCUCGUCAUGAUGUGGCAAAUGUGGACAGCCUUCGGCAUCAUGCUCGGCAAUAUCAUGGGCGUCGCCUUCAUGGGCCUCUCCGAUGACCUCUCCUGGCGGCUCAUGCUCGGCUCCACCGUCGUCCUCCCGCUCAUAGUCUGCGCCCAAGUCUACUUCUGCCCCGAAUCCCCUCGCUGGCUAAUCCAACACAACAAAAUCAACAAAGCAUUCAAAUCCUUCCGAACCCUUCGUCCCUCCGACCUCCAAGCCGCACGUGACCUCUACUACGCAUACAUCCAAGUGGAACUCGAACGCAAAGUCAACACGGGCAAGAACUUCUUCACCAUGUUCCUCGAACUGUUCACCAUCCCACGCAACCGUCGUGCCACUCUGGCCUCCUGGAUCGUCAUGUUCCUCCAGCAGUUCUGCGGGGUGAAUGUGAUAGCCUAUUAUUCGACCACAAUCUUCCAAGAAUCAGGAUACAGCACGCAACAAGCCCUCCUGGCAUCAAUGGGCACAGGGAUCCUAAACUGGGUAUUCGCCCUUCCCGCAUUCUUCACAAUUGACACCUGGGGACGUCGAAACCUAUUACUAUUCACCUUCCCCUUCCUAGCCAUCUGUCUCCUCUGGUGUGGAUUCUCCUUCUGGAUCGAUCCCGACGACAGCACAAGUAAGAAGCGAGUGGCCAUGGUAACAACGGGCAUGUAUCUCUUCGAGGUAUUCUAUUCACCGGGUGAGGGACCCGUACCAUUUACUUACUCCGCGGAAGCAUUCCCAUUGCAAGUCCGCGAGGUAGGUAUGUCGUGGGCGACAGCAACAACAUGGUGCUUUAAUUUCAUUCUUUCGUUUACGUGGCCGCUGCUACUUCGGGCAUUUAAGCCCCAGGGUGCAUUUGGGUGGUAUGCGGCGUGGUGUGUGAUUGGGUGGUUUUUGGUCUUGUUGUUUGUGCCGGAGACGAAGGUAGAACUCACCCUCGAAGAACUCGACCAGGUCUUCUCCGUUUCGACACGCAAACACGCCUCCUAUCAGCUCAAGAACGCAUGGUGGCAUUUCAGGGUGUGGGUGCUACGGCAGAAGUUGGAGCCGUUGCCGAGGUUUUAUGAACAUGCGGAGGAAUUGGCGGAGGGAACGGCGGGGCAUGGGGAGAAGGAGAAGUGA
Aspergillus sclerotioniger CBS 115572 is the source of this 1902-nucleotide messenger RNA. Its product is annotated as sugar porter family MFS transporter. Gene Ontology annotation, biological process: transmembrane transport. Gene Ontology annotation, molecular function: myo-inositol:proton symporter activity. Gene Ontology annotation, cellular component: membrane. The record is from RefSeq and is a predicted model, not a curated record. Bases 1 to 1902 code for a protein of 633 amino acids. NCBI's taxonomy places the organism in Eukaryota, Fungi, Ascomycota, Eurotiomycetes, Eurotiales, Aspergillaceae. The transcript has 4 exons.